AUGAGUGAUAAGAAGAUUCCACCCCCUCGGCCUCCAGCGCCAAAAUUGGGUUCAAUGAAAGGAGGAAGUAGGAAUCGUGGAAAGACUAACCUGCCCUCUGUCAGUAUUCGAUACAACCCCUUAUCAUCCUUAGAUGAUGACGAUUUUAUAUUAGACGAUGAAAUAUCUAUAGUGAAAGAUAAGAAAAUUCAGCCAACCAGUGUAUCCAACGGUAGAAGUGUCAGUCAGCCAAGUAAAAGGAAUACAUCUGAAACCGUACCAAUAAAUGCAGCUAAACCACCAACAAAAUCAGCUGUUCCAGAACAACCCAGAUCUGCUAGUGUGCCAACAAAAUCACGGUCCUUUGAUAGAGGACUAUUUACUGUUAAUAGUGAGAUUUUGGAGGUAAAAGGAGAGGACACACACACAAAAUUUGAAGGUGUAAAAGAUGCCGGAACUGAUCCACUUACUUUAUUGAGUAAAAUGUGGGAGGAAGAAGAUCUAAGCCCUCCAACCUCUCCGCUAACAAGACCAAGAGCUAGCAGUGCUAAAAAUGGUACUUUGCAUACAAGAGCCAAAAGUUUGGACAGAGAAGUGCAUGUCAAUACUGCUACAGAUGGAUUAGAUCUAGUUUCUGACCAUUAUGACAUUCCCCCAUCUGCGUCUGAUCCAUAUUUCUUCCAUACCAAGAUACAACAAGGCUACCAAGAGAAAACUGAACCCAAGGAACAAUCAGUGAAAGCUGAGAGCCCAAAGCACACUAACAGUAAAAAAAGGAACAUUGGUAGUAUUUCCAUGUCUGGACUGCUAGCACACUCUAUAAGCUUGGAUGGAACCGAAUCUGGACGAGCUACAGAUCAAUCCAGUGAGGGAGAUGAUAGUAAGAUUGACAGUCCAUCAUCAGAGAGAAGUAGUAACGGUAUUUUGGACAUUCAACUUGAGGAUAUUGAAUCCCCCAAAGAAACCAAACCACCCAUUACAAUUGUAUUUACCUCAGCUGAACCGUUCCCUUUUAUCCCUGGUUUAUUACUGACGAUGCUUGUGUAUACAUAUUUCACCGUUCCUCUGCCACCCUAUAUUCAAGGCAUGUUUCUUGGAUUUGGAAUAGCAUUUUUCCUCUUCAGUUUCUUUGUCUGGUUAAUAGUACCACCAACUCCAAGAGAACCUAUGAAGUUGCCUGAUGUAUCCCUACUGCCACAACUAAAAGUUCCAAUAACGAAUCAAAAACAGAAAGAAGACGAAAAGCUUCUGCAACGGAUGAAUGAAAUAAUGAAAUACGAUCCUACCAACUAUCACAUCAGUCACACUCAUUCUGUAUUUGUACGCUUAGAAGAAUACAGUCUACGACUCUCUCGACCAAAAAUCAACAUACCACGCAAAGCCUCAUGGGAUGAACCAAAUCACAAGGCUGAGUUUGUUAAUCAAAGGCAUUUUGAUUUAAGAGGCAGUGAAGUUGUCCUCCUCCCAGAAGGACUCUGUCGAAAACGCUGGUGGAGUAAGAAGUACCCAAUUUGUGUGAAGCUGAAGAAAAAGGGAACUUCAGCUCAGAAGAAAGUAGAUAGUCCAACUGAUGGUUGCGUACCUUUAGGUGAUAAUAUGAAAUCAUUUGACAUCAUUACUCGUGAAGACUGUGAAGAUGAUAUUCUGCAUCUGUUUGGUAGAACUGGAAGGGAAAAAGAAGAGUGGUUCCGGAAGUUAGAACUUGCUGCUAACUGGGACAAUAACCAGGGAAAGAAACCAUUGCAAACUCUAUUAAAAGAUAAGCCAUCAACAAAGAUUAAAGUCACUGAAGAACCUAGCACUCCUUCGAAUGAUGCCCCUCCAUUGCUAGAAGACAUAGAGAGAAUUAAUCUGAAGGUGGGACAGGAUUAUUACAAGUACAUGUCAAGACUGAUACCAAAGGACAAAGAAGAAGUUGGUCAAGGUGUUAAUGUGAAAGCUGGUGGUGUGACGUAUGCAAGUCCAGCUAGAAAAACCAAAACUGAAAGUACUGUAAAUGAAUCUCCUUCCUGGGUGAAUGCUUUGAGAAGAGCAUUCUGGGACUUUCUAAGAGAACAACAAUGGGCUGGAGUAGUGGCCCAUAAGAUACAAAGGAAACUGAGUAAAAUAAUUGAUCUUGGUAUUGCUAUGCCGGUCAUCCGCCGUACCUCUAAGCCAGUAAUGGAUGAACGAGGAGUCUGGGUGGAUUUGGAUAUCACGUAUUACGGCUCAUGUUGCAUGACGCUGGAAACCAAACUUAAUUUGACAAAACUAGGAAAAGAUACUGAAGCUGGAGAGCAUACUCUCUCAUCUUCCAAGAUUUCUAAGAGUGGCAGAAAGGGCAGGAGGAAGUAUGAUGGUAGUAGUAGUAGUGUGAAGAUUAACACUAACAAGAACGAUGAUGAUUCUUAUAACACUGAACACGAAUCACUUUUACUGAAGAGUCCACCUGCAGCUUUACAUAGUGAUGAGGAGGAUAGUGCAGAGUCUUCUGAAGAAGAAGAUGCUGAUGUCCCUGAACCUGGUGCUACAGAACAUGUUGAGAGUAGUUAUUCUGGAAGCAGUACAAGUAAGAAGAUUUUACGUAUUGUGGACAGAAUUGCUAAAUCCAAAUACUUCCAGAAAGCAGCUGAGAAUUCAUAUGUUAAAAAAGCUAUAGAAGAAGUAUCUAAUUUGCCAUUGGUGCUGACUGUUGAAGUGAAAGGUUUACAUGGAACACUCGCUGUCAAUUUACCCCCGCCUCCUUCUGAUAGACUUUGGUAUGGUUUUCGUACUAAGCCACAUCUCUGGUUGUCAGCACGACCUAAACUAGGAAUGAGACAAGUUACUAUUACACACGUUACUGAAUGGAUAGAGAAGAAACUAGAACAAGAAUUUCAGAAAGUCUUUGUGAUGCCAAAUAUGGAUGAUUUAGUUGUCCCCAUAAUGGAUGGGGGUCUGGAUGAAAGCUAUGAUCAAAAUACAGAGACAGACCAAUAA
Messenger RNA from Saccoglossus kowalevskii, 2937 nucleotides. Its product is annotated as testis-expressed protein 2-like. The record is from RefSeq and is a predicted model, not a curated record. Lineage: Eukaryota; Metazoa; Hemichordata; Enteropneusta; Harrimaniidae. Gene Ontology annotation, molecular function: lipid binding. Gene Ontology annotation, cellular component: endoplasmic reticulum.